GAGCCGCGCGUGCGCAUUGCAGAGAGAUCCGAGUGACGAAAUGGAGUGAUAUUUAAUCCCACACACUUGUCGCGCGCGAGAAAAAGUCGUCGAGUGUGCGAUUGGUCACAGGAUAGAAGAGUUCUCGGGUUUCCAGCGGUCUUCCCGGAAACGGCCAAUCGUUUCUUUCGUUUCGAGAGUGCGAGAAUCGGCGCCCUGGUGAGAUUCCGGAGCGCGCUCCAGCGGCGUGCGCUUAUCAAACGAGGGGCGAGUGCGUUUGUGGCCGCGUGUAUGACGGGAUGUUAUCGCGGUGCGCCGCUUCGUUCGCGUGCGACUGACGGGCGCGUUGCGCGCUCCUGAAUUUCGAUCAUGAGCGCGCAAAACCAGCUGCCAAACCUCGACAAGAUCUUCCGGGACGACGACGAGGCCGACUUCGUACCUUCGAGCGGGUCUAAUUUGGCUGCCAUUUUUGGGUUACAAUCGAAGCCCGCAGAUUUCAAUUCCACUAAACAAGCAGCACGUAAGAAGAGCAAUGCUCGAUAUAACGGACAGCAGACUGCACCACCUUCCAAGACUGAAGUGUUGAUAGCUAAAGCAGUGCAUGCUUUUAAAUUGCAAAAUGGUCAGUACGCUUCGGUUGGAAAGCUUGGUAUGGCAUUGACAGGCAACGUAGUAACAAGGAUGUAUCAGAUAAUUUUAUACAAGACUAAGCAAGAAUACAUAUCCGUCGCCACAGUGACGCAUGACUUUGCGUAUACCAUGCAAGCGAACAAUUACGCCAGUUAUUACGACGAUAACAAAGACAAUUGGUCGAUUUUAUUCGAGAAUAAUGAGAGUUACCUGGAGUUUGCGAUAGAAGCGGGACUGGCGCGCUACUUUGCCACGCAGGAGAAAGGAGAGAACGUCAUCUACCAGGACCUAACGCCAAGCGAUAAAGAUGUGAUCGCGAAAGAAGGGGACAAGAUAUGCAUUAAAUAUUUCGCGGGGACCGAGAUUGUGCAGCCCUUUAAAACGAACUUCGCAAUGUCGCAAACGAUGACUGUGGAGAUAUCGACGGACGAGAACUGGGAGAGAAUUCUCCUGGGCAGCGGCAAGGGUCUGAAAAGAGUGUUAUUCUUACCGCCUAGCAAACAGAUUAGUUUAGGUCCUGGAUUUCCUAAAGAGAGAGAUGUUAUGCUGAUAAUAGAGAUAACCGAUAUACGAGCGCAGGAAGACAAUUCGCCGGCGACUAAGAGCUCAAUGAGCGAAAAAGCGGCCAUAAUAUCGAGAAUGGCUAAAAUGGGUCAGUCCAUCUUACCAAAAAUGCCUUUACCUUCCACCACUGAUUCCGAAGAUACCGAGGAUGAUGUACCACACAAAUCUCCUCGUCACAAGAGGAUCGAUCAGUCGGAAGGGACUUCGCAAAAGAAGAAUUUGCCCUACGAGUCAUCAAAUGAAAAAAAGGCCGCCCAGAAAGCUGUGGAGCCUAAAACUGAAGUGCCUUCUGUAGAGUCUAGUACAUAUAAGCCAUUAGUUGCCGCACCCCCGUUAACGUCGCAAUGGACCCCACCAUAUUUUGCUGGACAUUAUGUAACGAUGGACAGUCAGAUGUAUCCCAUAUCGCAGACUGUAAACCGUACAAUACCAGCUGCUCUGGAUCCCGGAAUGAAUAUGUUGCUAUCGGAAACUAGGAUAGCGAAUGCGGAAAUACGAAUGGGAAUGUCCAAAAUAUCCGAUAAUAUUCAGAAAUUAUUGGAUAAGUUUCAUGCGCUCGAGCUUCAAAAUGCGACAACUCCAACGAGUGAUAAAGCAUCUUUGGAUGUCUCUUGGAAAAUGCUCUUGGCUCUUAACGCAUCUCAAGCGGGAACGAAAGACAACGAAUUACCAAAAAAUACUGAUAAAGAUACCUCGGAUGAGAAAAUACGCGAGGCACAGGACAGAAUAAAUUCUUUAGAAAAUGAUGCAAAAGUAUCGAAAGAGGAAAUAGAAUCAUUGUUAAAAACUAAUGAAAAUCUGAGCAAGAAGCUUCAAGAAUUGGAAGCAAGACUAACUGAUACAAGUAACGAGUUGAAGGAAACCAAAGAAACCUUAGAAGUAGCUGAAAGGACAAUUGCACAGUAUAAAGAAGAAAAUGUUAGUUUAGAAGAUAGGCUUUCUAAGUGUCAUAGAGAACAUCAAAUCGACACAAUAUCAUCCAGACAAAAAGAUGUUGAGAAAAAGAACAAAGAAAUUAAGCAAAUAAUGAACAAAACGUACCAUACAUUAUCAGAAAAACUUGCGGAUGAAUCGCGCUCUGAAUUGUCUUUUGAUUAUGUAAAAUCCACUAUUGCAAACACAAUAAAGCAUAUCACUCUGCAAGUAUUAUAUGAAGACCCUGAUGAAGAGGAUAGAGAAUCUAAAGCCACCAAAGAUGUGAAUUCUACAGUUAUUAAAACUGACUAUCAACAAAUUAAGGCACCAACAAUUGAAGAACAUAUUGAGAAGCCAGUAUUGAAUCCAGAUAGCAGUAAUGAUUUCUCAAUAAAAUGCACGGAAACAUCACGAUCUACCACGAUUAUGCCUAUAUUUGCAAACGAACCACCACCUGUUCCACCCGAGGGCAUUGAUGAAGUGGAUAGCGACAAUGAUUGAUCAACUUUUAAAUUUACUAUUAAUUUAUGCUGCAAGAAAUUAUUUCAUAAAAUAUUUCCUAUUUUUAUUAUCAAUUGCGUAUAUGUAUGUUCUUAAUACAUAUUCUAAACACAAUCAGUGUUUAAAAUGUACCAUUUCCAAUAGGCCACAAUGGUGAAACUUUUUGUACAUUUCUUAAUAAAGAAGACAUUUUUAUUAUAAAUCUGUAUUGCAUGCAGAGGAGAGACUAGGAGCAGAAAUAUCAGAUGCGAAAACACAAUAUAAACAAAUACAUUCGCGAGGCUGUUAAUCGUUUUUAUUCUUAUCGAGGCGUUUCCGUCUUAAUAGUGACCGAGACUUUGUGAACAAUAUUGUGUGUGUGAGGAGUGCAACGAAAAAAUUAUGGCAAAUGGAAGUAAUAAAUAUCAUUUUAAUCCUUA
Messenger RNA from Vollenhovia emeryi, 3008 nucleotides. Its product is annotated as FK506-binding protein 15. The record is from RefSeq and is a predicted model, not a curated record. The transcript is spliced from 12 exons. The coding region runs from base 349 to 2589 and encodes 746 amino acids. NCBI's taxonomy places the organism in Eukaryota, Metazoa, Arthropoda, Insecta, Hymenoptera, Formicidae.